Messenger RNA from Amphimedon queenslandica, 401 nucleotides. RefSeq names its product nuclear pore complex protein Nup155-like. Gene Ontology annotation, cellular component: nuclear pore; nuclear pore inner ring. Gene Ontology annotation, molecular function: structural constituent of nuclear pore. The record is from RefSeq and is a predicted model, not a curated record. The transcript is spliced from 4 exons. NCBI's taxonomy places the organism in Eukaryota, Metazoa, Porifera, Demospongiae, Haplosclerida, Niphatidae. The annotation marks the transcript as partial. Gene Ontology annotation, biological process: protein import into nucleus; protein localization to nuclear inner membrane; RNA export from nucleus.
CAAGAAUACAGUUGUCCAUAUUGCAAGGUAUCCAGUCCCUCCAUCACUCACAGCACACUCAACAAGCUAUCACUGAACUCAACUCAAAACUGAUGGACGUCAGUCAGUUGUAUGGUGAUUUUGCUGAUCCGUUCAAUCUCUCAGAGUGUAAGUUGUCCAUUGUUCAUUGUGCCGGCCAUUUUGAUGUUACACUGAUUGAGUCACUGUGGAGUGAAAUUAUAGAACAAGAGCUCCAGUCUACACUGGGCAAUGAUAGGGACACUAGAAUGCAGAGCAUGAGGGACAGGCUACUGAGACUUGGUAAACUGUAUUCAAGAAAUGACAGCUACUUUCCAACUGCCUAUCUUAUUAAGCUGUUGGAGCAGCACUCUUGUCAGCUGGGGUGGGAUCCUGGCUUCAUU